This is a messenger RNA of Notechis scutatus (mainland tiger snake), 552 nucleotides long. Lineage: Eukaryota; Metazoa; Chordata; Lepidosauria; Squamata; Elapidae. The record is from RefSeq and is a predicted model, not a curated record.
GAAUGACGACCGCCCAAUAAAGAGCGUCGUUUCUUCCGCUCAGCAAAGGGGCGGUCCUGCCAGAGGAGGGGAGAGUGCCAGCGCCUGAGGAAUGUCAACUAUUCAACAUGGAGACGGCGGUUACUACGCUCGAGACCAUGGAAAAUCCUCCGGCCCUGAUACAGCAGCUGUCGGUAGUGAAAUUGCGUUACAAAACCUUGUGCGAGCAGCUGGAGAAGAUUUCCGCGGAGCGGCGAGAGUCCAUGCGUGCCAUCCGGGCCACUCUGGCUAAAACAGUGAAGUUGGUCCAGGAAAUACAGGAACACGCCGGGACAGAGGUAAUGCUCUGGCUGCUUGAUUGCUACUUGUAAUGUGGGCUUCUCUCAAGAUUUUACCUUCUCUUCUUUGGAGUAGUUGCGAGUCUCUUCCAGAUUCCAUUUGAAUCUAUUGGGGGAGCAACAGAAAAACUUUCUAGGGAUCAGCGUGCCUCAGGCCAGCAUCAUUCAUCAUCAACCAGAGGUUUAGUGAGAUAGAAUCACAUCUCGAGUAAUGCCAGUAGAAGAGAAGCUCAAG